This is a messenger RNA of Gallus gallus (chicken), 7195 nucleotides long. It is a transcript of the gene IQCK, whose product is annotated as IQ motif containing K. The record is from RefSeq and is a predicted model, not a curated record. The transcript has 9 exons. NCBI's taxonomy places the organism in Eukaryota, Metazoa, Chordata, Aves, Galliformes, Phasianidae. Gene Ontology annotation, molecular function: protein binding. Bases 381 to 1079 code for a protein of 232 amino acids.
GCCCCGCGGAAUGGCGCCGCCGUUGCCGUGGCGACGCGGUGCGACAUGGCGGCAGGCGGGCCGCGGCCGGGCCUGUGGGAACGGCUGUACGCAGGUGGGCCCGCCCGGCGUCGCGGGGCUGAGCGGCUUUCCCACGGCCCCGCUCCCGCAGGGCAGGGGCACGAACUUCCCUUUCGGCCGUCGAUGUGAUUGUGCCGUGCUGCCGUGGGGCGGAAGCGCGGUGUAGGCACAGGGCAGCAGUUGCGGCGCUGCUCGGCUGUGGGGCGGUGAGCUGCCGCGGGGAGCUCGGAGCGGUGUCAGCGCUCGAGUACGAAGCAGAACAGCAUUCAUUUCCAGACAUCCCUGAAUCAGCGCAGAAAUCUGUGAGUUUGGAAGCAGGAAUGUUGCAGCCAUUAUGUAUAGAACAAUUUUACCCAUCCCCUGCAGCCGAUGCAGUUGUCCAACAGUUGCUUCCCAUACCCGAGGCACCCCCCCUUCCAGAAGCACCAGAUCCAAAAACAUGUUCUCCUCAAGAAUAUUUAGAGUACUACAUAUUUCCAGUACUCCUACCCGGAAUGACUGAACUUCUGCAUCAAGCAAAGAAGGAAAAGUGCUUUGAGAGAGAAAGGACCAAAUUUAUUGCCUGUGAUUUCCUAACGGAGUGGUUAUACAACCACAACCCAAGGAGGAAAGAUGAGUCAUUCACAGAGUUCUUUUCCAUCCCUUUUGUUCACGACUGGCUAAAAGACCAUCCCAGGCAACCAUUGCCUCUGUCUUUCCUCCUAUCAGAAGAAGAAGCAAGCAUAAUAAUUCAGGCAUUCUGGAGAGGUUAUCGGGUCCGCUGUGAUAGGGAAGUACAAGAGCUGCGUCAGUGGCAAAAGCAGUUGAGAGAUGAAAAAACUAUUUUUCAAAGAGUAGAAGAAUUCUGGGCUAAGCAGGAAGCCAAAGCUACUUACCUGGAAGAGCUGCAGCAAUCAGCUCCUGCUGAAGAUGCGCUGGUUGCCUUCAUUCUGGAGUUUUCUCUCAGUCCAGGAUCUUCCUCCUUGACUGGGUGUGUUUCUGUGGCUGCCUCUCCUUGGUUGAUGGCUGGGCAGGCAUAGGCAAUGCAGCCCCCAGAUCAGGAAUUCUGCAUGCUUUGUGCUCUCCCAGACUCAGGUGUUCGUCUCAGCUGCUCGUGCAGUUUAAUAGAUGUCAGUCGGUGCUUUCCUCUUUGUAAACUUGAAUUGUAAAAAUGCCAUCCAGAUAUUUGGAAUUGAAUGCUUUAACUUUUGGUCAAAAUAUUAGUUUUAAAUACUGUUAGAGAUCUUCUGGUCCUUUUUCUCAUCUCCAUUGCUGCCUGUUGCUAGCUGGGGGUCUCAUGCUUCCCUAGUCUGAACCUAAGUGGAUAAACAAAUUCCCUGAAGUAGUUUGUUCUCCAGGCAUUGAAUACAGCCAGUGUGCCUGUGUAUGCCUGGCACUUCAGGGAGGCCCUGGGCCACAGCGAAGCCCUGGGCCCGGAGCCGGGGCUGCUCAGGCACCACCUGCCCCUCUGCUGCCAUGUGUGGAGCUACAGCCAAUGUCCUUGAGGCAACACUAAGUGAUUCACAGCCUCUGUGGGUGCUUUGGAGAAUUAGGUUUGUCCUGUCUCUGUUCUAUGUCCCUCUUACAAAAGUAUCGCUACGUGAUUGAUCUGGGAGUUGCAUUUCAGAUUCGUGAGAAGCGGGCAUGUCUUUGGGCACAGUGUUCCAGUUAUGUUUUGCUUCUUUUUGUUAUUGUUGUUUUUUUUCUUUUUUAAUAAAUCUUUUUUUCACUUCCCUAUUACGAGUGACCGAACAUUUCCUGAAGUGAAAGGUUUCGCUCACAGUUGCCUGCAUGUUGACUUCCAAUAGUAAGAGGCUAAAAUUAUACACAUUUUUCAUAAAGAGCUGUCUCUUUGAAACUCAGGUCUUAUUUCAGAAAGAUUGCUGGCAGCUCCAGUUUCACGUUCAGGCUUCUUUGGCAUUUCACUGGGAGGCGAGGGUGAAACUGCUUUCUAUAUAUAUAUUUUUUACUAUAAGCCCUUGCUAAUAAGUUAUUCCAAUAUAUUUUCCUUAAUGGAUUUUCAUCUUCUUAUUGUUUGAGUCUUUUUUCAUUACUGUUCUCAACCAUUUAAAUUACUAAAUGUAAUUCUCAUCGUUCUUAUGAUUUAAACAAAGAGUGUGGGUGUAUAAACCUUUCAUAAGCUUCUGUCACAAACCAGUUGUAUUUUACAGUAGUAUGUCAUAAAGUAGGUCAUAGGCUGUUCAAUGUUAAGUGGAAACAACCAAAUUUUACAGAAUACCGGUUUAUUUGUGCAUUAAGAUGAGGGAAAAUAGCCUGUUAUCUAAAAUAGAUGGUAAGGAUGUUUGUACUGAAUGUAUACGUGAAAAGGACGAAGUCCUAGGCAGGCAAUCCUUAGCUGUGUGGUUGGAGUUGAAUUACUGAAUAUUCCAGUCCCAGGAGUUGACUGAAACUGUAAACCUGAAUGCAUUCAAACUCUGUGCUUCUUUUAGCCAUUGUCUGUGCCUUCAAUAUUGCAACAUAUGUAUCAUAAUCUAUGUAGAACAAGCUGCAUUUCCAAGGCAUAUGGCAGACAAACAAAUUAUUGUAGUGAGAGCUGCAAGUCAAAAAUAUGGCCGAAUUAACAGCUUUGCUCAGAAACCCUCACCUUACUUGCAAGGAAAUUAAGUGCAGUCUCCGCUGGUGUUAAUUGUUGUAGCAUCCUGGGAUUUAGGACAUGCAUGUGGCUGCAGUUUGAAAUAGGAAUUGUUAAAAUCAGUAAUGUGAGUGCACUGGUGAUAACAACCUUAACUACGUAUGUCGUAGAAAACAUACGACCUGUACAGAUAGAAACCAUAUAUCAGAAAUAGGUGAGAUGCCCUAUUCUAUUUGUCAGUUUUAAAUAAUGAGCAUUACCAGUAAAUCUUGAAGAAAUUAUGAGACUCUUCUAAAUACCACUAUAAGAUGUGGGGGUGAUUAUUUGUCACAGAUUGGACAUUUGGACUGUUCAUUUCACAUCCUGAAAAGUGAUUGCAGAAAAGCACCUGAAAAGUUCUCUCCUUUUCCUUGUUUGAGUUUUUGUUUUUUAUAAACUUACACUGCCAUAAUGCCUAAGAGCCUCAGCUGCUCUGUGCCUUAGGUCUUGAAGCAGGCACUGAUGUUUUAGAACAAGAUAAAAUACUGUGAUGAUACCUUAUGUUUCACUUCUAUUUAAAUCUCACAUUCCACUUCCUACGAAUGCAUAAUUCGUGAUUAGGCAUUCCCUAUAGAAUUUUUCAUGCAUUCUGUUACAUCAACAAUUUGAGAGUUAAGGGGUUUGUCCUUUUUCUGGGAGCUGAGUCCAGCCUCCUGUCAAAAUGGUUCUCUUGUGCUGCCCAGACUGGCAGCAGUGUGUGCUCGCAAUCGCCCCAGCCUACCUGGCAUCCUUAGGCAGCUCGUUCUGCCCGGUUAUGUCCAUAUGCCUUUCCCCAGCAUGUAGGAAAUCUCUCUAAGGAAAAAGGGAUGGCUGAUGAUGCAGAAUCGCAUUUGUGCAACGGUGGUAAUCUGCUAGCAUAAGGAGGGCGAGGGAUAAAAUGGGAGCAGUGCUGUUCAGCUUUAACAUUUUUAAAGCAAUUGAAAAUGGAAAUGGGUCUUUCUCUUGCUCCUGUUGAAUGAAUGGCAGGACUCACAAUACUUAAGUGGUCAAAAUUCAGCAUAUAGGUAUCAGUGGUGGUAAGCCAGUUCUUCAUAUCAGCAUUUAUGCUAUUCACUGUUUUUAGACAGGUGUUGCCUGAAAAAAUGUGUUGGAUUAUCAGCUCAUGUAAAUUGAUCUAAACUUCGUGGGAGCUAUGCUAACCUACCAACAAAUCAUCUUUCUUAGGCCUUUAAAAAUAUUAAAGCAAGUUAGUUCAGCUUGAGGUGUCACAGCCUGAAGAAUGUUUCUAAUGGAAAUUUCUAGUGAAAAGACUUAGGCAGGCAGACUUUGUUCCCCAUCCUCCCAGCCUAUCUGAAUCCUAAGGACAUCUUACUUUUCUGUCAGCAUAGGACGCAAGUACAUGUCAAAAGCUAUUUAAAUAACUCUCUGAAAUCCAGAUUCAUGGUGACAACCAGUGCUUCCUAUUUAGUGUGAUGUGAUUCAAAAUUGUUAUGCUUAAGUAGCACAGGUUAUGAUAAGACAUGGAACCUCCGAACUAAAACCUAGAAGCUACCUGGCUUGUCCUAAUGUUGGACAGCUUGUGUGAGCCCUGGGCUUUUGGAACUUGUUGCAUUUAUUGUGAAAUUUUUACAAAGGACAGCCUAAUUACAUCAAGGAAUAUCAAAUAAUCAGAUAUCUGGCCACCAUGGUCUUAUUUGGGAUUUCCUAGGCAUAGUCUGUGACUUCAUCUUUGCGUCUUUAUGUUUUCUACUAGCAAAGAUCUUCCAUGUUGGCAGCAUUUUGAGCACCUUAAAUUAGCCCAUCAGAGUGCUGCAGCCCAAUUUGUAUUGUGGGUAUGUACCAAAGGGGGUUUUGUUUGCUGGUUUACAGCUUCAUACCUCAGAAAGGUAACUAAGCACUCCUGAAACUGUAUGUGAGAGUCAGGAUUUUUUUGGCUUGCAUGUAAACUCUGGCUUCAACGUAACUAUUUAUGAAUCUUCCCAACAAAUGUGCUUGAUGUGAAAAGUGUACAGUUUAGACAAUCCAUCUUGUAAGUAAAUCUUUAUAAUUUAAAAUUUGUAAUUUAAUAUAUUUGUAAAAUAUUAAAAUAUUAAGAAUAAAAUGUGCCAGCUGGAAUCAUAGUAUACUGAGAAACCAAACUCUUCUAUCAAGAGAAGAAAAACAUUAUGUUAAUCUGUAUUACAGCAUUCUGAAAGAAUACAGAGCUUUGAAAACAGCUUUCAUUAGGAGUUGGGACAUUUUACUUUUAUGUAGAGCUUUUGUUCAUUUAGAACUGUUUACUCCAGCAAGCAACCUUGUGCUCUUUGUUUGACUCAUUUUUCCCAUUUGGCAGACCCUUUGCAAUCACAUGGAUAACAUUCUUCUUUCUAGCGAGACAUAGAAAAACUAUUCAUUACUGACCUUGCUUGUUGUUCUUAAUGACAAAAAUAUAUUUAUGCACUAGGUGAAUUGUAUGACUCAUCACUGACUUUUAAUUGAAAAUUCUUCACAGCAAGGAACUCAAAGAGCUGCUUUCAUUUUUAAGAACCCGGUGACUUCUUACUGGCACCCUCUGCCCUCAGCUACGCAUGCCCUAUUCCCACAGGCAGCACUGAGAACUGUGUGCAAGUAUCUGAGUGCAGAAGCUUUGUUAGAAAAAAAAAUGCCAUAGACAGAAAAAAAAUACACCUUUUUGGCUGGAUGGGGGAUUUUUGUUUUUGUGUUGAGCAGAAGAGCAUCUGCUGUGGAAGUAUGGAUGUUUUGGAAAGCUGAGUAUUUAAUAUUUUAUUAAAGUGGGAAGCAAACGGGAAGCCUCGGAACAUACACAAAAUGAUUCAGCAUUUCAAUUAUGGUUUUCUCAGCAAGCUCACGGAACACAGAGCUCAUGAGCUAACUUGUGUAGUACUGAUUUGAAAGGUUAGCAUGAUAGUUUUACUUUGACGUGUGAGUUGUUAUAAAUCAAAGGGAGGUGACAUCUGGAGCCAAGGUGAAUUUCUGUCCCAAUGUAAGUGACCACAGUUUUGUUCAAGCAGAUGGGAUUAGCAAAUUUAGCUAAAACGUUUGUGUCCACAUUUGUAUUCCCGAAUGGUUACAUAAAGAGCUCUUCUGAUAGGCAAAAAACUAUGGAUAAAAUAAAUUGUGUCUUCAGUUAGCAUAAACUGGAGUUCUGACUUCUGCAGGGCUGCAACAAUUUGUGCAAAUUCAUGCUCUGUUCAUAAUAGUCUCAUUUUCAGAAACACUGUGAAGGCAAGGAAAGCUAGGGCUGCUCUGCAUUUCUGCAGGGGAAAAGUCAGGACCUUUUGUUACUACUUAACAUAUGUGCUAAGAAAGUGUAAAAUUCAGAUCACAGUAACAGCAUUUUCAGUGAUUUCACAUAUGUGUACUUACUUAGAAAAUAAGCAAGCAGAAUAAAAAUCACAUUGGGUUCUCUUGCAAAUGACCCCAUGGUUUCUUAAAUUCAGCUUGGCCAAGCAUAGCCCCACUUAGGCCUUUGUAAUGUCACAGUUAGAGAUCUUUGUAAUUCUCUUGCUUUUUCCAUAUAAGUCCAACAAUGGUCUAGUUGACUGGAGGGUAGUCAUGGUAAAACGUGGAUACCACCUAGCUCUGUUGUGAUCCAACAUAGAUUUCUUCCAUGACUUAUACAAGCUUUGUGCUCAGGGACAUUAUUUAGUGGAGGGUUGUUAGAGUUAGGGUAGUAUAGUUAGGUUGUGGUUGGACUUGAUGAUAUUGAAGGUCUUUUCCAACCUGAGCAAUUCUAUGCUUCUAUGAUUCACUGUUAUACCAGAACCCACCCCUCAUUUUUUUUUCUCCUUUUGGAUGCUGAUGCUUUUCACCAGAUCAGGAAAACCUGAAGGGAAAACUGGUAAGACACCAGCUGUGUGGUCCUGUCCCCUCCUUUUCACAGGCAUUAGCAAUUGAGCCAGAUCAGGAAACUGCCGAGCCAACUGGAAGAAUAAAAAUUAGCGGUAGUGUUAAGAAUUUGUCUGCACAGCUCCUUGAGUGGCUCACAGUGGGUUUGGGGGGUGCCGGAGCCAGGAGCAAGUGUGGAAAUGUGACCAAAGGUGGAGGAGCCAGUGUCCUUCAGUUCAACUUAGCUCAUAUUGCAGAAUCGCACCCACAGUGUCACUGCAGGAUAAAGCUGUCUGUAACACCAGAAGUUUGCUUCUGCAGAAAAAUUCUAUGUAGAUUUUAACACUAAGUUAACACAGACAUUGUAAGUAAAUAGUAAAGCCUUUAUUCUCGUUAAGAACAGCAUUUUGAAAAUAAAACAUUUGCCCAUGCUUUACAACCUUUGUAGUUUUGUAUACGUAUGUACAGACAUCAUGGUACGCAUUGAUUGUCUUGAAAAUCCUUUAAGAUGUACUUAAUAAGAUACCAGUGUAUGCAACAACCAGCGGAAAAAAAGGUAUGUUAUAAAACACACAUUAAUACAUUUAAUAAAUAUAUAUUAUCUAUCAAAAAUGAGCGUUAGCUCUCAUCAAUUAAUAAAAAGCACCUGCUUUGUAAUCCUCCAAGUUGGUAGAGUAGUCCAAUUGUUUUAUUAUAAAAGCUACAAUGCUCCCUUUUGCACUGCCUUUGGUGAGGCCCAACGCAUCAAGCUCCAAA